Messenger RNA from Branchiostoma belcheri (Belcher's lancelet), 564 nucleotides. RefSeq names its product classical arabinogalactan protein 4-like. The record is from RefSeq and is a predicted model, not a curated record. The transcript is spliced from 3 exons. NCBI's taxonomy places the organism in Eukaryota, Metazoa, Chordata, Leptocardii, Amphioxiformes, Branchiostomatidae. The coding region runs from base 1 to 564 and encodes 187 amino acids.
AUGACCAUGGUCCUCCUCUUUGCCCCCAAAGUGCCAACCAACCAACAGGCCCAGGCCCAGGAAGUGGAGCAACAGGCAGCGGAGCCGCCUACCAACCAGCCCCAGGAAGUGGAGCCACAGGCAGCGGAGCCGCCUACCAACCAGCCCCAGGAAGUGGAGCCACAGGCAGAGGAGCAACCUACCAACCAGCCCCAGGAAGUGGAGCAACAGGCAGAGGAGCCGCCUACCAACCAGGCCCAGGAAGUGGAGCCACAGGCGGCGGGGCCACCUGCCGAGCAGCCACCUGCCAUGCAGCCGCCUGCAGCUGCUCUGACACCUGCAGCUCCUCCGCCGCCUGCUGCCGCUAUCUCAGCCGCACUUCCCCCUGCAGCUGCUCGGCCCCCUGCAGCUGCUCGGCCCCCUGCAGCUGCUCGGCCAACUCUCAUGGCCUUCUGUAACAGACCUCUGGCCUUUGGACCCCGUCCCACAAGAAUGUUCAUGCUGCGGUACCGGCUGCAGGGCCCCCAGGUGUACCCCAGGCAGCCAACUAGGGGUGCCUUCCAGAGGAGGUUCUUUCAGCAGUAA